UUGCACCUGAGCUGUCAUUUUACAGCCGAUAUCCAAAGUUUGUGUUGCUGUAGUACCUCGUGGCACUAUAAAGCAUAACAAAUUCCUUACAAAUUUGCGAUUGUGAACGUAAUUACUCGAUCGAUUGGAGUUACUAAUCCUAUAAUUGAGUUUUUGUGCAAUAAAAUGGAGCAACCAGUUUCGAAUGGUGAAACUGUGGCCCCGGCUGCGCUGGCAAACGGUGACGGUCCACCAAAAACUGCUAAACAAUUGGAAAAGGAGGCCAAAAAGGCUGAAAAACUGGCGAAGUUGCAAGCAAAGUUGGAUAAAAAAGCAGUAGCCCCUGCAGCUACGGAGAAGAAAGAAAAACCUGAGAAAAAGGUAAAGGAAGCCAAAGAGACUGCCGUAUAUACAGCAAAUACUGCGCCGGGCGAAAAGAAAUACGUUGCGGGUGCGCUGCCGGACGCAUACAGUCCUCGCUAUGUUGAAGCCCAGUGGUACAGCUGGUGGGAAAAAGAAGGUUUUUUCACUCCUGAAUAUGGUCGUACAAGCAUUUCGGAACCAAAUCCUAAAGGGAAAUUCGUCAUGGUAAUUCCACCACCCAAUGUGACAGGCUCACUACAUUUAGGUCACGCAUUAACGAACGCCAUCGAAGAUGCAAUUACACGAUAUCACCGUAUGAAGGGCUUAACCACGCUGUGGGUGCCAGGUUGUGAUCACGCCGGCAUCGCCACGCAAGUGGUGGUUGAGAAGAAACUCUGGCGAGAGGAAAAGUUAACGCGUCAUGAUUUGGGGCGGGAAAAGUUCAUUGAAAAGAUAUGGGAUUGGCGUCGUGAAAAAGGUGUGCGCAUCUACGACCAACUUAAGUGCUUGGGCUCUUCAUAUGAUUGGACACGUGUCGCAUUUACUAUGGACCCUAAAUUAUGUCGAGCAGUUACUGAGGCAUUUGUACGUCUCCAUGAAGACGGUAGUAUUUAUCGGAGUUCACGUCUCGUUAACUGGUCUUGUGCGCUACGUUCGGCUAUUUCCGAUAUUGAAGUGGACAAAAUAGACAUACCAGGAAGAACAUUCUUUUCUAUACCAGGAUAUAAUGAAAAGGUUGAAUUUGGUGUUUUGAUCAAGUUUGCGUAUAAAAUUGAGAAUUCCGAUGAAGAAGUUGUAGUGGCUACCACACGUAUUGAAACCAUGCUGGGCGAUACCGCUGUGGCCGUACAUCCGCAAGACGAACGUUACAAGCAUUUGCAUGGCAAAUUCGUACAACACCCAUUCUGUGAGCGACGUAUACCCAUAGUUGUAGACGACUUUGUCGACAUGAACUUCGGUACAGGCGCUGUGAAAAUUACGCCUGCACAUGAUCCCAAUGAUUACGAAGUAGGCAAACGCUGUAAUCUACCAUUCAUCACUAUUUUCAAUGAUGAUGGUUACAUAAUUGGGGAAUACGGCGAAUUUAAAGGCAUGAAGCGGUUUGAUUGCCGUAAGCGUAUCCUGGAAAAACUUAAAGAGUUGGGAUUGUAUCGCGAGACCGUCAAUAAUCCUAUGGUAGUGCCCUUCUGCAGUCGAUCCAAGGAUGUGGUAGAGCCAAUGAUAAAACCACAAUGGUAUGUGAAAUGCAAUCAACUGGCUGCUGAUGCAACUGAAGCAGUGCGUAAAGGUGAAUUGAAAAUCAUACCAGAACAUCAUACCAAAAUUUGGUACCACUGGAUGGAGGGCAUACGAGAUUGGUGUGUGUCGCGCCAAUUAUGGUGGGGUCACCGCAUACCAGCCUAUCAUGUAACAUUCAAAGAUGAAACCAUGAAACGAACUCACGAUGACGAAGCCUAUUGGAUUGUAGCGCGCACGGAGCAGGAAGCACUUAAAAAAGCGAGUGAAAAAUUCAAUGUGGAUCCCAGUAAUAUCGUGCUCCAUCAGGAUGAAGACGUGCUGGACACGUGGUUUAGUUCUGGUCUUUUCCCCUUCUCCGUCUUCGGUUGGCCUGGCAACACAGCUGAUUUGCAAGCAUUUUAUCCAACCACUUUGCUUGAGACUGGUCACGACAUUCUCUUCUUCUGGGUUGCCCGUAUGGUAUUCUUCGGACAGAAGCUGCUCGGCAAGUUGCCCUUCAAGGAAGUCUAUCUGCAUCCAAUGGUACGCGAUGCACAUGGCCGAAAAAUGUCCAAGUCUUUGGGAAAUGUUAUUGAUCCCAUGGACGUUAUUAAGGGUAUUACUUUAGAGGAGUUGCAUAAGCUUUUAUACGAUUCCAACUUGGAUCCGCGCGAAAUUGAAAAGGCCAAAGCUGGACAAAAACAAGACUUCCCUAAUGGCAUUCCCGAAUGCGGUUCAGAUGCGCUGCGCUUUGCUCUGUGCGCUUACAUUACCCAAGCGCGCGAUAUCAAUCUGGAUAUUAAUCGUGUGCAAGGCUACCGUUUCUUCUGCAACAAAUUGUGGAAUGCAACGAAAUUUGCAUUGAUUUACUUCACCGGCGAUGAGCGAUAUACAUCUAAUUUGACGCUUAGCGGUAACGAAAACAAUAUGGAUUUGUGGGUGCUAUCACGUUUGGCCACUGCUAUCGAAGCGUGCAACACUGGUUUUGCACAGUACGAUUUCGCAGCAGUUACAAGCGCUUGUUACAGCUUUUGGUUGUACGACUUAUGCGAUGUAUAUCUAGAAUGCGUGAAGCCGAUCUUCCAAAGUGGCAGUGAUGAACAGAAAGCCGCGGCACGUCGUACUCUAUUCGUGUGUCUCGAUAUGGGUCUGCGCAUACUGUCACCGUUCAUGCCAUUCAUUACCGAGGAGUUAUUCCAACGGCUCCCACGGGCCGACAAAACGCCCAGUAUUUGUCUUGCUGCUUAUCCAGAAAAUGUCACUUGGCACGACGAAAAAAUCGAAAAAGAAGUUGAAUUCAUGCAGAAAGCAGCCCGUAUUAUACGAUCAGCACGCUCCGACUAUAAUCUACCCAACAAGGUGAAGACCGAGGCUUACAUUGUGUGCACCGAUGAGCAACCCAAUAUAGUGCUAAAGAAAUAUGCCAACGACUUGACCACAAUUGCCUUCUGUUCUAAAAUGGAAUUCGAUACUCAACCACCAACAGGUUGCGCAAUACUCACUGUUAGCGCUCAAUGUGAAGUGCAUUUGUUGCUCAAAGGUCUUAUUGAAUCAGAGAAAGAAAUAACGAAAUUACAAAAGCGCAAAGAACAGUUAGAACAGACUGUAAAUAAGCUGAAGCAAGCGAUGCAGGCAGCUGAUUAUGCAACAAAAGUGCCCAGUGAAGUACAAACGGCCAAUACGGAAAAGCUACAGCAAUCGGAGGGUGAAGUGCAACGUAUUAUUUCCGCCAUUAGUACGUUAAAAUUGAUGUAAACUCAAGGAAUUAUUGACUAAGCCUGCACUUUGACAUACUAUAAUUGGCACACUGCAUUUAUGCCUGACGUUUAAAUUCAUCUUCUAUAUUUUUUCCUACGCUUAAUUUUUUCUAAUUUAUCGCUUAUUCAGUAGGCUAACCAACUAGUAAACUAAAACACUUGUGUAAAUCCAUAGAGAAUACUAGCUUUCAUAUCAAGCUUUCACAAAGAAUGAUAAUUCUUGGAACGUCUAUUACUCAAUUUUAAAUAUAUU
Anastrepha ludens (Mexican fruit fly) is the source of this 3570-nucleotide messenger RNA. It is a transcript of the gene ValRS, whose product is annotated as valine--tRNA ligase. Lineage: Eukaryota; Metazoa; Arthropoda; Insecta; Diptera; Tephritidae. Gene Ontology annotation, cellular component: cytosol. The transcript has 7 exons. The record is from RefSeq and is a predicted model, not a curated record. Bases 166 to 3315 code for a protein of 1049 amino acids. Gene Ontology annotation, biological process: valyl-tRNA aminoacylation. Gene Ontology annotation, molecular function: ATP binding; valine-tRNA ligase activity; aminoacyl-tRNA deacylase activity.